This is a messenger RNA of Aspergillus affinis, 4338 nucleotides long. RefSeq lists its product as uncharacterized. The transcript is spliced from 4 exons. NCBI's taxonomy places the organism in Eukaryota, Fungi, Ascomycota, Eurotiomycetes, Eurotiales, Aspergillaceae. The record is from RefSeq and is a predicted model, not a curated record. The coding region runs from base 1 to 4338 and encodes 1445 amino acids. Gene Ontology annotation, molecular function: protein binding.
AUGUCUUCUGAGCAGAAGCAAGAGCAACCAAAGUCUGAGGCCCAGCAACCCACUGAGCAGACCACCACCGCACCAAAGAAUGCUGCAACAACCUCCAUACCAGACACAACUACAACAGAGCACGUCACUAUCGAGCCGAUCCAGUAUACGUAUACAAUGAAGCCAGACUUCUCGACGACGGCCUCGGCAUCGUCGGCACCAUCGCCCCAGUCGGCGCCGCCCAAUGGACCGCCAACAGACGUCGUGGAAAGCUCGGACAGCAAAUGCAAAGAUGUAGCGGUGCACCCGGGUCUUCCAGGUGUUCCGAAAAUGGACCCAGACUUGAUGGAACUCUGGGCUAAGAUCCAAGCGAAAGUGAGCGAAAUGGCGGCGCGAGAGAAUAAAACCGUCAAUGAAAACAUGGAACUAGUCGAUGUACAGGCGAAUCUCGAAGCAAAGCGGCCAAGUAAGAGAGACAAGGUUAAGAAGUGUUUUGAUGACACCUUGACUGUCAUUCAAAAGGUUGGCGGGUUCGUCGCAGAUGCCGCGUCGCAGGUCUUUGCGCCCGCAGCACAAUGCUAUAAUGCCAUCAGCUUCCUCAUCGACGCGUAUAAGGGCUACCAGGGUGCAUUCGAGGGGUUAAGUGAGCUUUUCGAAGAAUGUACAGAUUAUCUCAAUCGGCUGGAGUACUACGUCCGGGGAAAUAUGGAUGCAAAAUUGUCUAAACUGGCGGCCAUGCAAAUGGACUUGUUUGUUAGGGUCUGCGACAAGGCCCUGGAGCUUCGCUAUUCGUACGGCCCAAAAUUCAAGAUGGCGGUUAAGGUCAUGUUUCUGGCAGACGACGGUAUUCAGCCUUUCCUGGGAGAAAUGGCCGGCCUCGUCGAAAAAGAGCGAAAAUUGGUCCAAGCCCAGACCUUUCUAUCCUCCCGCGAGGCAGCCGAUGCGGCUCAGAAGAACUUGGAAUUGUCUAGGCGAGUGGAGAACGUUGUCACCGAUAUGCACGCAAGAGACAAGGAUGUCGACAGAGAAAACGCCAUCAAGCAGGCCCUAGGGCUUCCGAAAGAGCCAAUGACACCAUGGCGCCUCCGAUACCGUGAAUAUUUGAGUCUUAGACUGCCCAAGACAGGUCAGUGGGUCUUCAAUGAGCCAGCAUUUGCCAGCUGGGAGACAGGCCAAUCUGACGCCAACAUCCUUGCGAUCGAGGGAGGCAAUGGUACCGGCAAGAGCUUUCUGGCGUCGGCCAUCAUCCAGCAUUUCCUGCAUAAGAAAUCGGCCACAGAAACGGGACCUCGACUUUCUACUGCAUAUUAUUUCUUCGAGGGGGAAGCACGGGACGCUGUGAAGAAUGCAAACAAUCUGGAGACCGCGGCCAAAUCUAUUGUCUGGCAGCUCACCCAGGCUGAAAGAAACUACAAGAAGUCGGUUGCGAAGAUUUGUAGGGAGUCCCAAGAAAUCGACCCCUCCUCUAUUUCCAGUGAGCUCCUGUUUGAAAAUCCCGAUCUGCUCGAUAUGAAUGUCACAUUCUAUAUCGUCAUCGACGGCCUAAGCGGUAGAGUGGGAGAAGGCAUGCUUCGCUUUCUGAGACGGGCAUCCGCUGUAAAGGGUCAACAUGUCCGAGUACUCUUGACGGUCGACUCAGAGUGCUUCCAACACUUGGCGUCUUUUGAUGAUGUCACUCUCAAUUCCAUCCCGAUUAGCUCCAAAAGUCGACCAGACGUGGAAAUGGUCAUCCGGUCGAGAAUGGACUCCAUGCUUGCAUUGAGGAAAAGGAACCACCCCGAUAUUGUGGAUCUAAGGGCGAGAAUUUGCAGAGAGCUAUAUCAAGCAACUGACGGUGACUAUUUCCGAAUCAAUCUGGCUCUCGAUGAUAUCAGCAAGCGGCAAUACCCUUCCGGUAUCCUGAAUGCCCUCAAGAACGCAGGUGAUGGACGUACCACACAAAUUAAUAGGGAAAUACAAGAACUCAAUCACAACUGCUCUGAGACGGAGAUCUCCGAGAUUAAUGAAAUCAUUGUCUGGAUUCAAUGCUACCGCGAAUCAUUAUCGCAAAAUCUGAUGGCCGCCGCUCUGCAAGCCGCGGUCGGGGAAUCAUCCCUUUUGACUUUGGCGGAUAAGAUCAAGGAGAAAUACCCUCUGUUCAAAAUUACCAACAAAGGCGAGGUGGCUUUUCGGGCUCCCGAAGUUGAGGAAUCCAUCCCCGACAAGCAGCGAUCUUCUACGCAGGAACCAGACACCCCGGAGACAGCUGUUUCCCCGGGUGAGAUGGCCAUGGUCAAACAUUUCCUCUCAACAGUCUGUCCCCGGGAAACAUACGAAAAGUUAGACUUUGAGGGGUUCCUCAAUGACAAAAAGCAGGACCGGAAACCCCUAAUCUACAAACAUGGCUUGCAUAUCCAGGAGGCCAGAAUAGCCUUCACUUGCUUGCGGUUGAUCACAGGGGAGAUAGAGACACCAAGUGAAGAUCUCUUAUCGUAUGCGAAAACCAAAUUCCUGGAACAUCUCUCCGCCGUCAACUUGGCGCUCCUAGACAUUGAAUACAAGAAACGGUUUGGGCCUCUUCUGAUCAAACUGUUCACAAAUCAUACCUCUAUCGACAUCGCCCUGAACAUUAACGAGUUACCCGGAGAGUCGCUCACCCAACGCGAAAUUAUCCGUCAGUUGUGGUUCAAGGAUGAUACUACUACGCUCAUUCUUCGAUGGCUGGGUGACACAGCGGUGACGCUGGACAUUGACAAUGAGGCUCGUGAUUGGGUGACCAGUCUGCUUCAAAGCAAGGACCACCGAGAACUACUGCUGCCAGCUGCAAAGUGGAUGGCCACACAUCUGGUGCAAGAAUACCACUUCGUACCACUCAACUGGAGUGCUCAUAACUUUAUCGUGGCCUUCCUAGACAAGUUCGAACCCAGUGACGAAAAGUACGCCCUUGGCUCUGUGAAUGGAAUUGAACGGGUCGAGCGGUGGUGUGGGGAAGUGCUGAAAGCGCAGAAAGAUUCGCUGUGGCACACGCAAAUAGGUAGCACUCUUCAGGUCAAGAAACACAUGAAGAUGGCGGAGGACCGAUUCCGGCAAGCUUUGGCAUUGGAUCCAAAGAAUUGGAUGGCAUCUACCCUAUUGGCUAGUCGGGUCCAACCGCGUGAUGGACUUGCAAUUUUGAAGCCUGUCGCAACGAGUUUUGAGUCUAGCGGCCAAUGGAGACGAUCCCCACUCGAACGCGUGGGAUUUACCAAGAUGCUGUUUACUCUUGCGGAGCACAGCUGGCACGAAGAUCAGAUUGAUGCUGCCAGGGGCUUCUGGAUCAGGGCAGUGGAAGUCGAUACAGCUGACUACAGCCGUCUGUCUACGUGUUUGCAGUGCUAUGCCAAGAAAGAAAUGUGGUCAGAUAUCAUGCUGAUUCUGCGAAAGAUCGACGAGCACUCUACAGAGCAUCUGCACGUUCUCUCGGAAUUUCUGUCUUGGAGAGGUGGAAAAUCGUUCCCUCAUGCAGCGGCUUUGCAAGCGGCUCUUCAAACAGAACAGCUAGAAUUCCUCGUGUCGGCAUACGAGCGCUCAAUUGAACUCUCUGAUGAGCGUGGGGACCGCAUUACAUCGUGUCAGCUCUUGUACCAAUGCGGAAGAGUGACCCACGCGAUGCAGAACGGCUCGGCCAAGGCGGUUAAACUUUGGCGACGGGCCCUCGACGGUCAUGAUAUCUACUUCUUGGGAUUGCUCAUCAGCCUGAUAGCCCCGUAUUACCUGCAAAAGGCCGACGCGGCUGGAUCUGAUACCGAAUCCGUGUCGAAUUAUCUCAAAAAAAUCGAAACCCUUCUCCCUGUGGGCGUUCCGGAAAGCGAUAUUAUCAUCCCUCCAACGGUCUACAUUGCCCGGUACUACUGGAGAAAAGGCAACAAAGUCCAGGCGAAGCAGAUUGCUCGAGACAUAGUAAAACGGUGCUUAGAUAUCCUCUCUGAUGACGAUGAAGGAAACGACCUCCCGGCUUUCAAUCAGCUCUCGGCAGUGUUCGUCGCCUUUGGGGACCUGGAGAACGCGUUGGCAACUCGGGCACUUAUGGUAAUAAACUUUCCUAACGCGGAAGUCAUCUCUUGCGAUGGGGACUGCAACCGCAGCUGGGACAAGUCCGAGGAGGUGCAGUGGUGUCAAGAUUGUAUCGGGUCCAAUUAUGAGAAAGAGUGUGCUCAGAAGAUUGAGCAGAACUCGCUCCCAUUUGCAGUUUGUAAUAAGGAUCAUGAAUUUCUCCACGCUCCCCGAAUGGACGCGUCUGAAUACACAACGCCCGGGACGGUGCCGAGUGGAGAGGAGGUUAUCUCGUUUGAGGAGUGGCUGGGGCGUAUUGAGAGGGACUAUGUUAGCCUGGAGAACUGA